AUGUUGACAGUGUGCGGAGAGCUGGAGAUCCUGGACGUUCUGCUGGAGGCAGGGGCCAACCCGUCAACCCCAGACAUCCACGGAGCCUACCCGGUCCACUACGCAGCACAGAUGUGUGGACCCAACUCCGAGAUGGCCACGGACGUGCGCGUGGGACUGGCGGCGCUAAAGAAACUGGUGGACGCUGGAGUGGACGUUACGGUCACAGAUCAGGAUGGACGACAGCCACUGCUCUGGGCGGCGUCCGCAGAAACGCGUCCGUCCAAGACGUACUGCGCCUCGGGCAGCGCCGAUGCUCUGGUCACACUGGUCAACAGCGGCGCCAGCGUGUCGGCAGGGGACAAGGAUGGACUCACUGCGCUGCACUGCGCGGCCAGCCGCGGUCACACCGACUGCAUCGACACGCUGAUCUCGCUGUGCGGCGCCGACGUAGACGUCAUCGACGGUAACGGCUGCACGCCGCUCUUCUACGCCGUCACUCUGGGCCACGCCGACUGCACCGAGCUGCUGCUCAAGAGCGGCGCCGAGCCCAACCGGCAGGACCGCAAGGGGCGCACACCGGCGCACUGCGGGGCCGCCAAGGGUCAGAUUGAGACGGUGAAGCUGCUGGGUCGUCACCGGGCCAACCUGUGGAUCCGAAAUGUGAAGGGCGACCAGCCACUGCAUGAGGCAGUCCAGUCGGGCAGGAAGGAACUCGUCAGGUGGCUGUUACAGCAGCGCCCGGAAGCGGUAAACCAGCCGAAUAACGACGGCAGAUGUCCCCUGCACACAGCCGCCAUUACAAACAAUAUCGAAAUGUGCAAGGUUCUGAUGGACCUUCACGCGCACGUCAACCCCAUCAUGCGCUCCAGCAAGGGCCAGCUGAUGACGCCGCUGGACUCGGCUCUGUACCGGGGUAACCAGAGCUGCGCCAAGUACCUGCAGCUACACGGAGGUGCGCCGGCCAGCACGCUGACAGACCAGAGCUCGCUCGUCAAGGCGCUGCAACACGGCGCCCUGCCGGAGGGGCAGACGGGUCGGGCGUUCGUGGUCACCCCGGACACCUACCUGCACCUCUCCGGAGACGAGUCUGUGUCCGUUCCGGGCACCCAGAGACGCUCCGAGAUCACCACCGCCGCCAGCUCGCCGCUACCGGCGCCCGUCGGAGUCAUACCGCCGUCCCCCGGUGACGUCACACGCGCCGCCAGUGACGUCACCGAGGGCGGGAUGCAGACCGACCGUCGCAGCACGGAACACAUGGGCGUGCAGGUGGAGAUGACCGAUCGCCUCGAUAUUCCCGACUCCAGCUCCAAGGGACGUCGACAUGAGCCCAAGUCCAGGCAUCGGCAGCGGCAUCACCACGAGACCGAGGAGGUGCAUAUUCGACAGUUCCGGGACCCCAGCGACCCUCCGACCGACAGCAGCGCGCGACGGCGUCAUCCGGGCACCCUGAAAAUUCGAGAGGAGAGUGAAGAUGACGUGCAAAACGUGGAAGUACGGGACGGCAGGGGCGACCGGCGGAGACGGUACAGCAGCGAGGGCGAGUACAGCAGCGACGGCGGCCGGCGACACCGGCGACACCUGAGCAGCGACAGUGCCGCCUGGGCAGCCAGCCACGGCCGCAGCCGGCGGCGGCACGGCGAGCACAGCUACGACCGCCACUGGCGUCGGCGCCGGGACGACGGCGACGGCUGGGAGUGGCGCACCGAUCGCCGGCGGCGGCGGCGGCACCGCUCUAGCGACCCGUCCGACGACGGCUCGUGGCGCGGCAGCGUGGCCUCCGAGCGGCCGUCGGCGCUGCGGCACAGCCGCGCAGAGGAGCGCUGGUGGCCCCGCUCAGAGUCCUACGACUCCUCAGACGACCCGGACGAGCGGACCGUGUGGCGGAGCCGCGGCGAGACGCGCGGCCGACUGGUGUCCGGACCGGAGGACGAGCUCGAGGGGGUCAGGUCCCGGCGCCGGGUGGUCGAGGAGGGUGUCAGCGGCCGCCUCAGCCCCACUGAGGAGAGACUGGUGCGGAUGAAGGCUGGGGCCGUGGUGCACGCGGCCGGCGCUGCCGCAGACGGCGAGGAGGGUUCCCUUCGCAUGGACUCGGGGAUCGCCAGUGAGGAGUUUGUCGUGAGGCUUCGAGCGGAGGAGGAGGCAGCCUCGGUGUCAGACGUGCCGCCGCGGAGAGCAGACAGUAGCGGAGAGACCAACGUCAAAGGAGCGGUGAUUACCACCACAGCUGAGGUGCAUCGCACUGAGAGUUACGACACAAACGGAGGUGAUGAAGUGGCAAAAGAUGGUAGUAACAGUAAGACCAAAAGUCAGUUACAAAACGGCGUGAAUAGUGGCAUGCGUUCUGGUGAACUUGUGGACAGUCCCGACGGAGAAUCUCAAGAAGAGGAUCAAAAUGAAAGUCUGGAACAUGCUGGAGAUGGCGACGAAGCACAGUCUACAAAAGCGAAAUCAUCUCCACGGAAAAAGGCAAAAGAUACCAAUGCAGCAGAAAUAACAUCCUCCAAAAGACGUAAAAAGAAACAGGCUGAAGAUCCAACACAAGCAGAAAAUCCACCUACCAACUCUGAAUCAAGUCGAAACCCUGCAGAUCACGAGCCCUCUGACCAGCAUCUAAAUGGGGACAUCAACGAAGGGACUGAAGACAGGCAUAAUGCAAAAGGUUCUCUCUCUAAAAACAAAGUAGCUUCAGCCAAUGGACAUCGGUCCGAGCAAAGGAAAAAGCAAAGCUCCAAAGAAUCCACAACAACAAAGAGUGUAUCAGGUGCCGCAGAUAAAGGUAAAGAUCGGCAUACAGGCAAAUCAAGAAAAUCGCAAGAAGAAUCUGACAAGUUACCAUCGUCUAAGUCCCUAAGCAAAUCAUCUUCAAAAGAGUCGAAAGGGAAACCUUCAACCUCACCUCGCAAGACGGACUCUCUCGACUCAUACGGACAACAUAAAUCUAUAGAUCACCACAAGGCAGAAUCCUUCGAUUCCAACGCCGAACAAAGCUCCCAAGACCCACCUUCUAAACAAGAUUCUCUUGAUUCCACCAAUCAGCGUCUGAACAAUGGAAAUGCCACCGAAGCUGAGUCAUCACCCUCUGUUGGUCGUCGUCAUCGCCAUAACCCCUCCGAAAACGCCACAGAGCAGAACUCAAACACAAGCCAAGAUGCUGACCAGAACGGUGACCAUGGAGGUGAGCCUAACGGCGAUAUAAACAGCGAGUCCUCUUCAGGGAGUGACCCGGGCUCGACCCACGCGGGUCGCUCGGGUCACCGCUCUCGCCUGCCGGUUCCCAUAGGCCCCUCCCAGACUGUGAGGAGGACCGGCCGCGGGCGACGGAAACCCCCCGAUCAGGAGCGGUUCGCGCAGGCCGGCAAAGUCGGCACGCUGGAGAGGGACCUGACCCAGCUGGGGCGGCCGCAGCAGGACAGGACCGGGUCAGAGGUGCUCCCCUGGCCCGGACGCGCCACCGGCAACCCGCUCAGGUUCCAGGCGGAAAAGCGCAUUUUCCAGGACCUGCUGGAGCUGAAGCGGGUGCAGAUGCGGGCAGUCAGGACCAAUGAGGAGGCGUUCGUGAGGCGGCUGUCGGACAACUUCAACCUGGGGGUGAUCCGACUGGGGCUGGCGCGGUACACGGGGCCGCUCACCUACCGCGACUACGAACAGUACCUGAACGACCAGGUGCGUCGCCUCCAGUCGCCCUCCCGCCCCUCCCGUCGUCUGCGACGCGCCGAUGACCUGGCGCGCAUACAGCGCAGUCAGCGCCACCACGGCUCGACGGGCACCGACGCGCUCAACUGUCAUCAGAGCACGUAUCGGUGCCACCACGCGGCUCACGCCUACACGGGCGUCCCGUGCGCUGCCUACAGUGAGUACCACGGCGCGGCGGAGGGGGCGCGGUCGGCGCGCGGCCUGCCCUAUAUACCCUGCGGGAAAUGUCACCAUAAUAGGGAGUCAGUCAACAAGCCCGGCCAGUCGGGCCCGCAGAAGUCACCGGGGCGCACCCAGCUGCCGCGGAUCGAGUCAGCCGCCUCCCGACCCUCGGCCGGGCACACCGCGGGUCCGGUGGGGCCGCUGCGUCUCGAGCUGAACGGCGGCGCCCAGCGGCACACCGUCGAGCUGCCGACGGCGCCCCUCGACGGCAAACGACGCUACCAGGUGUCGUUCAGCGUCCGGCCCGCCGGUACCGACGGGGGAGGUCAGGGAGGGAGGGACAGGCGUCACAGCGUGGACGGACAGACCCGGCCGGCCAGUCCCCCAGCGAACGGCGGUGACGGCGGGCCCCACCACACCCACGCGCUCUCCUUGUGA
Molecule: messenger RNA, 4275 nt
Organism: Amphibalanus amphitrite
Lineage: Eukaryota; Metazoa; Arthropoda; Thecostraca; Balanomorpha; Balanidae
Exons: 14
Coding region: 1-4275 (1424 amino acids)
Biological process (GO): protein localization to ciliary inversin compartment
Cellular component (GO): ciliary inversin compartment
Molecular function (GO): protein binding
Source: RefSeq, a predicted model, not a curated record